AUGACACUAGAUUUAGCUUCGUGGCUAAUACUCCUUCUAAGUGGCCUCGUGUCUGUCCUUUUCUUGAUUAAUUAUAAAUAUUUACGACCCUGGCCGUGGCAACUAUGGUCUAAGAAGAAGCGGGAUCAUCCGGCUCAAGGUUCGCGGUUUGAGAAAAAUCAGAACCAUGCCCGACCAGCCCUUGAGAUAUUAUAUCCUGGCCCGACAAAUGGUACCAAUGAGGGGGCUGAGGUUGACAUCAUUGCCGUACACGGCCUCGGGUCGGACGUCGACUGGGCGUGGACGUAUAAGGACGGCGACAAGCUUAUCAAUUGGCUUCAACAAUCCGACAUGCUUCCUGCAAAAGUGCCCAGGUCGAGGAUUAUCGUGUACAACUACGAGUCGAAAUGGCACGCCGAUGCCCCGAAGACACGCCUCGAGCUCUGCGGAGAAGAGCUGGUACGCAGCAUACACGACUGGGAGUUUCGCAAAAAUAACAAGGAUCGUCCGAUCAUAUUUAUCGGACACAGCCUUGGUGGGAAUGUUAUCAUGAAUGCCCUUAUACAUGCCGAUUCCGAUUCCGAGGACGAAUAUGCGUACCUGCCUAGGUUGGUGGUUGGCCUCAUUUUCCUGGGUACACCUUUCCGGGGCACUAAAAUGCAAGCCCUGCCCGACAUCAUUGCACGGAUCAUGCGACCGGCCGGCUCGCACGACGGCAUUAUUAGAGAUUUAGCUUAUGAGGGUCCGGCUGCCAUGGACAAACUGCACAGCUUCUGCAAGCUUCGGAACAAAUUGUCGACGCCUACAUCUUGUUUUUCUGAGAAACACAAGACAAACUAUGGGAAACGCAUUGGAUUGACAAUAGGAGUGUUUAAAAACCUGUUAGGAGGAAUGGUCGUGGAAGAGUCUUCCGCCCUCAUACCGGGCUUGACUAGAAUACCCCUCCAGAAGAAUCAUUUAAAUAUGAACAAAUUUAUCAAUACGGAGGAUCGCUCGUUCUUAAGUAUUUCGGCAGAAAUAUUGAAGAUGCAUAACAAUGCCAAGAAUAUCAUUCAACGUCGGCUCAACCCGAGCAAUAUAAUUACCGACCGCAAGCACGCCUUGAAAGAGAGACCCGAGGCCGGGGACUGUUUACGCGACCUCUUCCUGACCGAUCCACUAGAGGACAAAAACGCGUUAAAACGCAAGAAAGGAACGCGUGCUCCCGGUACCUGCGAGUGGUUGUUCGGCACACAAGAGCUUACUGCCUGGCUUGGUUCCGACCAGACGGAUCAUAUCCUGUGGCUUCACGGGAACCCAGGGACGGGGAAAUCAACCGUGGCUAUGUAUCUUGCCGAGGAGCUGCCGGCGGUUUUCUCCAAAACGGACGGUAAAACGUUAGCAUACUUUUUCUGCGACUCUAGUUUUGAAAAACAGAAGACUGCCAUAUCGAUCAUCAGAGGACUUCUUCUUCAGCUCAUCCAGCAGCACCCGCAGCUUCUCGAUUACCUCUUACCAAAGUACAACGAGCGCGGGGCGGAGCUAUUUAAAUCUUUCGACGCUCUCUGGACAAUAUUCAUGGCCGCUGCAGCCGAUCAGAGCACGGGUCGGAAAUACUGCAUCAUCGACGCGCUAGAUGAAUGCGAUCGAGACUCGCAAGAGGUCCUGUUGCACCAGAUUCAAGAAACCUUCCAGAGUAGAGAUAUUACGUUGGAUAUCCGGAUAUUGAUCACAAGUCGGCCAUAUCCUGAGAUUCGCCAAUACUUGAAAGGAUUUACGAAUAAAGAUUUCGCUUCUUUUCCUGAGACGAAGAAAGACAUUGAUCGAUGCAUCGAGGAAAAAGUGGCAACUCUUGCCGAGAGAAAAGAGUACACGAACAAGGUGAAGGAACGGGUCCGCCAGAUUCUCGCAGACAAAGCUGAAGGCACUUUCCUAUGGAUUGGCUUAGCAUGUGAGGAGCUAAGGGAUACCCCUUCGAAGGACGCCGUUCAAAUCUUAACAGAAAUCCCCAAAGGACUUCAUUCUCUCUACGACAGGCUCAUCAAGACAGGUCUUGGACAGAAGGGGGCCGAACUAAUUGACAUCCAAAACAUCCUCAGCUAUGUUGCUGUAUGUUUGCGGCCACUGAGCCUAUUGGAGCUUGCUGACGCUUGCCAACUACAUCAACAUGAAAAAGACAUUGAGACUCGGGAGAGAUUUACACGUGAGCACAUCGCAUCCUGCCGCCUGAUGGUCGUCGUUCAGGCCGAUAAGGUGCUCCUAUUACAUAAAUCAGUGAAGGACUAUAUAUUUAACGGUCGUUUGAGAUAUUCUAUCGGCGAACUCGAAGCGCAUGCUCGCUUUGCCUAUCGCUGUGUUGACCUUCUUAUCGAGGAGUUCCGUAACCUGGACCAGUCGCACAUCAGCUUAUCAGAUUAUGCAAAUCGAAAUUGGCCUGAUCAUGCGCGCAUGGCACGGUCGAAGUUUGAGAUCAAGAAUUCGCACGCCGACUUCUUCCAAAUUGAUUCUCCAUGUCGAGAGCACUGGCUAGAGAAUCUAAGGUCAAACCGGCAUUUUUACCUAGAAAUUCCGCAGGGAUUCUCGAUUUUACACGUAGCUGCACAGUGGGGAAUUUGCACCUUAGUGGAUUACGUUUAUUCUCUGAAUCGUCAAGAUCACGAGGGAAAAGAGUCGGCUGUUCUCGUUCAUCCUACCCGCACCGAUGAACAUAGUAUCACGCCUCUCGAAAUAGCUGUCCGGGGUAGAUACCUGGAGGUUAUUUCUGUUAUUUUAAACCGCGGAGCAAAGGUGACCAAACCAGCAUUGGAGACUGCGGCGGCCAUGGGGAAUAAAGAAGUGAUGGAAUUACUUCUUGAACGAGGAGGAAACGAGAUUAUUAUUACUGAGAAGGCUGUAACGACUGCAGCUGGGAAUCCACAUUGUGGCAAGGAAAUAAUGGAAUUACUUCUUGAACGACGAGGAAACGAGAUUACUAUCACUGAGGAGGCUGUGAAGGCUGCAGCUGGGAAUCUAUAUUGGGGCAAGGAAAUAAUGGAAUUACUUCUUGAACGACGGGGAAACGAGGUUACUAUUACUGAGGAGGUUGUGGAAGCUGCCGUUUGGAAUCAUGGAAAAGAAAUGAUGGAAUUGCUUCUUGAACGACGAGGAAACGAGAUAACUAUUACUGAGAAGCUUAUGAAUGAUAUAGUUAUGAAACUCGGAAAAGAAACGAUGAAAUUACUUCUUAACCGACGAGGAGAUGCGAUUAUUACUGAGAAGGUUGUGAAAGUUGCCGUUUGGAAUCAUGGAAAAGAAAUGAUGGAAUUAUUUCUUGAACGACGAGGAGAUGCGAUCAUUACUGAGGAGGUUGUGAUUGCUACCGUUUGCAAUGAUGGAAAAGAAAUGAUGGAAUUAUUUCUUGAACGACGAGGAGAUGCGAUUAUUACUGAGGAGGUUGUGAUUGCUGCCGUUUGCAAUGAUGAAAAAGAAAUGAUGGAAUUAUUUCUUGAACAACGAGGAGAUGCGAUCAUUACUGAGGGGGUUGUGGAAGCUGCCGUUUGGAAUGAUAGAAAAGAAAUGAUGGAAUUAUUUCUUAAACGACAAGGAGAUGCGAUCAUUACUGAGGAGGUUGUGAUUGUUGCAGUUACGCAUUCUGGAAAAGAAAUGAUGGAAUUACUUCUUGAACGACGAGGAGAUGCGAUCAUUACUGAGGAGGUUGUAAAAGCUGCCGUUUGGAAUUAUGAAAAAGAAAUAAUAGAAUUAUUUCUUAAACGACGAGGAGAUGCGAUCAUUACUGAGAAGGUUAUGAUUACUGCUGUUAUGCAUUCGAGAAUAGAAAUGAUAGAAUCAUUUCUUAAACGACGAGGAGAUACGAUUAUUACUGAGGAGAUAGUAAAAGCUGCAGCUGGGAAUGUAUACGGUGGUAAGGAAAUAAUGAAAUUAUUUCUUGGCGAGCGAAGAAAAUCGACCAUAGCAUUUAUUACGAAAAAGGUACUAAUCGCUGCCGCGGCCUCUGGGGAUAUCCACAUGUUGAACCUCUUAUCUCGACAAAAUAACCUAAUUACUGUUCCGGCCGAAUGGCGUUGUUUUGCAGAGCUUUAUAGUGCAGCAAAAUCUGGAGACGCUGACCGCGUCGAACAGCUUAUACAUGAAGGAGCAAAGCUAGAUAUGAAGAAUAUUGAAGGUCAAACGCCUUUAUGGAUUGCAGUAGCGCAUGAACGUGAUGCCGUCGUUGAAGUUCUAGCACAUAGGACAGGCGUAAACGUUAACUCGGUGUCAAAUACUGGGCAAUCGCCUCUUCUUCGAGCAGCUUGGAUGGGUUACGAGAACAUUGUGACUAUUCUGAUGGAGGCCGGUGCGGAUCCGCACCUCAUGGAUAAGGAUGGGGAUACGGCGAUCACCAUGGCAAGAAAGUUCGGACACAAAGACAUCGUUAAGAUACUCAAACGACCGGUUGCGCUUCGUCAGAAGUCCAGUCUAGAGAAAGACUAG
Annulohypoxylon maeteangense is the source of this 4428-nucleotide messenger RNA. RefSeq lists its product as uncharacterized. The record is from RefSeq and is a predicted model, not a curated record. The coding region runs from base 1 to 4428 and encodes 1475 amino acids. Lineage: Eukaryota; Fungi; Ascomycota; Sordariomycetes; Xylariales; Hypoxylaceae. The transcript has 7 exons. Gene Ontology annotation, molecular function: protein binding.